CUGAUUGUCAGAAACAUAAAAACUUGUUUCCAUCAUGUUCGUAUGGAUGGAUGAAAUGUAUCAUUUGGUUCAGCAGCUUGUUAAAAAUAUAGAAAAUCAUCUAAUAUUUUCAGUUUUAUCUCAGAGUUACUGAUGUUUCUUAUCUCCAUACAGAUGAAAUUUGUUCUUUUUACUUUGUUCCUUUGUGGAUUCAUGCUCAAAGUAAAUGGGAGAAGUUCAUCAGGAGAAUCCCUCCCAGAGGAAAAAUCCCUCGUGGCAUGUGAGGGAACAGUGGCUCGACUCUACUGUGAAGAAGGUCAGGCUAUCUAUGUGACCAGUGCUACAUAUGGACGCACUGACAAGAAGAGGUGCAGCGCUGGGAGACCUGCUGACCAGCCAAAGAACACCGAGUGCUCCACAGACGCAGGGAAAGUUGGUGAGAGGUGCAACGGGAAACAGUGGUGUAAAGUCAAAGCCAGGAACUAUGUGUUGGGAGAUCCCUGCUAUGGGACCUACAAGUACCUGGAGGUGGAAUAUAUUUGUUACGAUGUUCCCCAGUUGAGCCAGGCUGAAUCAAGGUCAUUGGCUGGAAUAUUGUCCCAUGUGACAUGUGAGGGAUCAGUUGGUCACAUCAAGUGUGCAAGUGGGGCGCUAUUUCUGAUCAGCGUUAGAUAUGGACGCCGCGAUCGGACGACGUGCUCCCAAUUUAUUCCUGGCGAACGCACAAAGAAUACUAAUUGUUCUGUGAAUGGAGCUUCAGAACUUGAGAGAUGUGCGGCGGAAUCGGAGUGUACUGUCUCAGCCAGUAAUUUUGUGUUUGGAGAUCCCUGUCCUGGAACCUACAAGUACCUGGAAGUGCUUUAUAUAUGUCAAAAUCCAUUACCACGUAUUUCUCCCAAUAACGACCAUCAGAUCUGAUGUGCUGAGAAUGAAAUGCAUCACAAUCAAUAACAUCUACAGACCUUGUGAUCCACUGAUGUGCAG
Messenger RNA from Poeciliopsis prolifica (blackstripe livebearer), 963 nucleotides. RefSeq names its product L-rhamnose-binding lectin CSL3-like. Lineage: Eukaryota; Metazoa; Chordata; Actinopteri; Cyprinodontiformes; Poeciliidae. Bases 133 to 897 code for a protein of 254 amino acids. Gene Ontology annotation, molecular function: carbohydrate binding. The record is from RefSeq and is a predicted model, not a curated record. The transcript has 11 exons.